CUCUUCCCCCUCCCUCCCUUUCCCUUGUCUUGUCUUCUCUCAUCUUCUCUAUGCUUUUGCUAUGACUGCAAGAGUAUGACAAAUUUUUCCCCCACAAAAAUGGGCAAAAAAAUCUUCAUCAUCUUAUUCAUUCUCAGCUCAAUUCUCCUUUCCCUCCUCUAUAUCCCAACCAAACUUACCAUUCCCAUUACAACUUUCAACCCCAUGAUGACAUCCUUAAACAUGAUCCAAAAAUCCAACAAGACUUAUCCAGUUACCUUUGCCUACUUAAUCUCUGCAUCAAAGGGUGAUUCAUACAAGUUAAAACGCACCUUACGCGCGCUUUAUCAUCCUGGAAACCACUACCUAAUUCACCUGGACCGUGAGGCGCCGAAGAGGGAGCAUAAGGACAUAGCUGAGUUUGUGUCCAGGGAUCCAGUUUUUGGCAUUGUUGGGAAUGUUUAUAUUGUUGGGAAACCAAACCUGGUCACUUACAGAGGUCCUACAAUGCUUGCUACUACUCUUCAUGCAAUAUCAAUGCUUCUGAGGUGCUGCAGAUGGGAUUGGUUCAUUAAUCUUAGUGCUUCUGAUUAUCCAUUAGUAACCCAAGAUGAUCUGAUCCAUGCCUUCUCUGACUUGCCAAGACAUCUCAACUUCAUACAGCAUACAAGUCAUUUGGGCUGGAAAAUGAACAAGAGAGGGAAACCAAUCAUCAUAGACCCUGGUCUUCACAGCCUCAACAAAUCAGAGAUCUGGUGGGUCAUUAAGCAAAGAACUCUUCCUACUUCCUUCAAUCUCUAUACAGGCUCAGCUUGGACAAUCUUAUCAAGGUCUUUUGCUGAGUAUUGCAUAGUUGGGUGGGACAACUUGCCAAGGACACUCCUUUUGUACUAUACGAAUUUUGUGUCCUCUCCAGAGGGUUACUUCCAGACAGUUAUAUGCAACUCUGAAGACUACAGAAACACAACUGCUAACCAUGACCUUCACUACAUUACCUGGGACAACCCUCCAAAGCAACAUCCCAGGAACUUAGGACUCAAAGAUUUCCGAAGGAUGAUCCUGAGCAGCCGCCCAUUUGCCAGAAAGUUCAAGAGAGAUGAUCCAGUUCUUAGCAAAAUUGACCGUGAACUUCUGAAAAGAAGUCACAGAGGAUUCAGUUAUGGUGGUUGGUGUUCUGGACAUGGGAAGACACAGGCACGGUGCUUGGGAUUGCAGGGUGAGAACUAUGGUGAGUUGAGGCCUGGAGCUGGGUCUAGGAGGCUGAAAACUUUGCUAACAAAAAUUCUUUCAGCAAGGAAUUUCACCAAACGGCAGUGUAGAUGAAUUCCUUUAAAAUUUACACCAUUUUUUUUUUUUUCUUCAUGAAAUGAAUAAUUCCAAUAUCUGUAUGAAACUACUCUUUACAAAAGGAAGUCUCGAUGAUCAUGUAAGAAUAUAGAAAACUGAAACAGAAGCUUUAUGUGAGCAGAACACACAUCUCUUAUUUGCUUUGUUCUGUUGGGAAAAAUGACACGAUGGAAUAAAAUAAUUUCCAUGAA
Messenger RNA from Rubroshorea leprosula, 1517 nucleotides. The record is from the annotation of a GenBank genome assembly. Lineage: Eukaryota; Viridiplantae; Streptophyta; Magnoliopsida; Malvales; Dipterocarpaceae.